CCAUCCAUCCAGCAGCAAUGCACGACAUGAGCAAAUCUCUGGUAAAAAUUUCUGUUUUGAUUAUGCGAUGGUAAAACAGAACACGUCAGCUGACAUUGACGGAAUUAAGGAUAAAACAUUCCGUCUAAGACAAAUAUCAAAACGGUCCAAAGCAGUCAAAGUAAGCAGAGUAUCAAAGUGAUAAACGAAGAAACCCAGAGAAAAUGUCUGUCACGGAAGAGAAAAUUCAGGAAUUAAACUCUACGUUCUUGGAAUUUAUGAGCAAAAAAGAUCACGUAGAAGCAGCUACUGCUGAACUUUAUGAAGAUCUUUUGGGCGAAGUUUUAAUGGGAUUCGUUUUUGACAUGCAUCGAACAACUAAAAGUGGAAGUUCCGAGGUGGAAGAAGGCAUCCCAGACGAGGAGUCUUAUGUUAUUAUAGAUUCACCAGGCUUAGAUGUCUUCGGUCAACAUCCAGUAAAGAAGUCCCAAGAAUGCAACUGUCCCAACUGCGACCGGGGAGUAGCCGCUUGUAGAUUUGCGACGCACCUUGAGAAAUGCAUGGGAAUGGGUCGCAAUAGUUCCCGUAUCGCUUCUCGGCGCAUAGCAAAUAACACAAAAGACAUGAGCAACUUCAGCGGAAUCAUAAGCGAUGACGAUGACGACGCUGAUUGGAGUAUGAAUAAUGACAAGCGGAAACGGAGAAAGGACCGCAACGGUAUUAAAAAAUACAAACAACAGAAAAGCGGUCAGAAAAACGGAGACAGCGCAGAUGCUCAAUACAAUAGCAACGAAAAUUCGCCUUCUAAUUACGAGAACAUGUCUCUUGAGGACAAGAAAACUCUGCUCACUCAGAUUUGCGGAGUUAUCUCAGAACACACGAAGAAACUCUGCACCAGGUCCGUUCGCUGUCCACAACACACAGAUGACCAGAGGAAGGAAAUGCGAGCAAAUUUGGAUUCGGGUCAGGAAAACUUAACCGUGGAUGUGAUCGAGACAAAUGACGAGGAGGGUCAAAAUUCGAGAGAAAACUUUACAAGGUGGGACCAAGAGGGCUCGAGUCAUUCUAGUCCAGCAGAUUCUACGUCCACAAAUUCUACAAACUCAAGCAAGAAGAGGGAAACUAAGUCGAGAGGUAAAGGGAAAACAUCUAAACGGGAUCGCAAUUCGCCUUUUUCUCAAGGAGACUAAACAUUUUCAGAAAGCUUCUUAGUGCUACAAAGUCUACAGGACUAUGUUUCAAAUGGAAGCAAGUCAACUUCACACUACAGAAAUCGACAGUCUCUUAAAAUACUCAAAUAAUUCGCGAAAAGUAGUUUUAAACUCAAUUUAUCAUUGCUAAAAAAAUUAAAUGUUAUAUUUAAUUUUAAAUAAGCUUUGUUGUUAUUGGUGCGGACAAUAACAAAUACUUAUAAUUGACGUUUAGCAUGUAUCAUAAUUUCACAAUUCGACUUCAUUAAAGUGCGCUUCCCAUAAAUAUCGAUAUAUUACGAACUUGACUAUUAUUUUUAUUAAAAGGUAUGUACCAUACUGGCAGGUGUCCAAUUCUUGUGUUCAUAAACUUUCUCAUAAACUAAUAACUCUAAUAGAUUUUUAUAAC
Messenger RNA from Belonocnema kinseyi, 1578 nucleotides. It is a transcript of the gene Sgf11, whose product is annotated as ataxin-7-like protein 3. The coding region runs from base 204 to 1169 and encodes 321 amino acids. Gene Ontology annotation, biological process: regulation of transcription by RNA polymerase II; positive regulation of DNA-templated transcription. The transcript has 2 exons. Gene Ontology annotation, molecular function: transcription coactivator activity. Lineage: Eukaryota; Metazoa; Arthropoda; Insecta; Hymenoptera; Cynipidae. The record is from RefSeq and is a predicted model, not a curated record. Gene Ontology annotation, cellular component: SAGA complex; DUBm complex.